AGUGUACACCCGGGCUUUUUGACCGGAUUAGACAUGACACUUGAUAGUCUUAUUCAAUGCUUGUGAGUAACACAUAUCAUCAUUAAAUUACGUUAAAUGAACAGUUUUCAUUUCUGUAUGUUUAUUAAUGUAACAGAUACAUUUCUUGAUAGUGAUUAGAGAGAAAAAAAAUAUUCAGACCCAUUCCAUUCGUAUUGUUUAAGUAAGUGUGUAGUCUACAGGUAAUGAACCAGGUAGUGUUGAUUAAAAAAUUUAACAACUGAAAAACUUUUCACCAAUUUCAAAAAUAGGUUUGUCCCUGCUUGACUUACUGUUAGGCUCUUUCUGUGCUGUAUGUGCUCAUUGUUGCCAUAAAUACUUACCCAUCAAGUGAUUCUAUUACUGUCAAGGCUGACGAAAGGACAAGAUGACUGCACAACCUUAAUUCAUUAACACAGAUAUUAAAGAGCUUUCAGGCUCCUCAGAGUUAGUCUUAAAGUCUGUGUUUUAUUUUCUGACAAGGACACAGAUUUGGGGAGGAAUUAUAUGCAAAUGUGUAAUGUAAGUAGAAAAACUAAAAGUACCAGCCCAUUAGAUUUGCAAUAUUUAUAUUAAUUUUCAUUUUGUCUGCCUUUUUUAUUUACAUAUUCUUUGAUCGUGUGUACAUGUGCAUCUCAUUGCAGUCAGAAAUAAUAAUCAGGAUGUUUAAUACGUCAACAGGGCAGACGGGGGCAGACUAGUAUUUUGUAUGUAGAGCAAUGGUGUGCAUAGUGAUAUCAUACAUCAUUCAGCCUCAUGGAAAAUUCCACCUCAUGUUUGUUGUCGCUUAGUGACCAAGACACACAAUACGGAAAACUCAACAGAAACCACUUGGCUUAGCUUCUUAUUACUUGUUUUGGCUGAAUUUUGAGAAAUUUCAUCUGUGUUGCACAGCAAAAAUGUUGAGGUCAAGGACUUCUAAUUGACAACAUGGAAUCUGUGAAUAUAACUGACUCGUAUGAGGACAACAGGGAUGUUGAUCAAAGUCGGCAGUCACUCCGUAGUACCAAGACAGAUUUGCAAGAAUCGUCCUUCCAAAAACAGAAAAGGAACAUCUGGGACAAGAUCCAGGAUGGGGAUGAAAAAAACAACUGUGCCGAGAGUAGAUCGAAAACCAGAACCUGGCAUUCAGAUCCAGAUCGGGACCAGAUAUCAGAUGGAGAGAGACGGGGAAGUAGUCGGUCAUUUUACUCAGAGGACUAUGAGAAUGAUUCUCCUUCAGAGGGCUCAAUCUCACCUUACUCCCAUUCUCGGACUCCGUCCCCUCCUCCUCAAAGAGGGACACAGGCAAAGAGAACUUCUGGCAGCUUCAUCUACAAGACAGGUAGUGUAGGGCGUCGUGGUGUGUCUCGCCCACAGCGUCCAGGUGGCCAACCCCUGACCCAGCAUCAUCGCAAGGGAGUGCGUUCACAAAGUAAGGAGUCCACACCCCCUAAAGACCUGGACCUAGUGACCAAGAGGAUGCUUUCAGCCCGCCUGCUAAAGAUUAAUGAAUUGCGUAAUGCACUUGCUGAGCUGCAACAGCGUACUGAUGAGCUGCAGAAGGAGAAUCGAAUUCUCAGACAGCUUCAGGUUCGUCAAGAGAAAGCCCUGCAGCGUUACGAUGACACAGAAAACGAGAUUUCCCAGCUCCUCUCGCGCCACACCAACGAAACGCAUGUGCUGCGUGAGCGGCUCAGGCGUACUCAAGAACGGGAACGGGCAGCCGAGCGGCGGUUGAAGGACUGUGAGGUGCAGUUGCAGAGGAGUCAGGCAACCAUCUCACGACUGAAGAAGCUGGUUGACCAGCGAGAGUUAGGAGCCAGAGACGAACUGAGCCGCAGGGUGGAGGAGGAGAAGGCUCGGGCUCAAGAGGCAGAACGAAAGAUCAAGGAGCUGGAGCGCAGCAUGGAGCUGAGUAACAGCAGUUACCAGAGGCAGCUGACUGCAGAGAGGAAGAAGACCAUGAGCGCACAGGAAGAGAUCAGAACUCUGCAGGAGGAACUGGAGCGACUGACCAGUAAACUCAAGGAGAAGGAAAGAGAACUAGAUGCCAAGAACAUAUAUGCCAAUCGCAUGAUAAAGCCUUCACAUAAAAAAGAUACUGACAGUGGCACAAAGCGUAAAACUCCCAGCAGGAACAGCAGCAAGGCGGCGCAGACUAAAGACAGGCUGUCUAGUCUGGAUUUCCCCACACCUCCUCCUGCCAUCACUGAUGCCACUCAGUACAGUGAACAGGCACCUGAUGAAUAUCUAUCACUCAAGCAGGAGCUUGACAGACUGGCAGAGUCAGAGGACAGCCAUCAGAAGUUGGAACAGCAGAAGAUGAGAGAAAAAGAAAAAGAAAGAGACAAGGAGAAGGAGUUGGUAAAGGAGAAAGAAGAGCAGAAGAAAGAGCAACUCAACCAGGAGCUGAAUCUUCUUGAGGAGAAGGCAUCGAAACUAAGAGAUGGCUUCGAGAAAGAAAAAGAGGAAGAUGACAGAAAGAGGACAAGUUCCUUGUUUAACACAGAGGAAGAGAACAACAGGAAGCGUGGCCAUGUCCAGGAAGAGGUGAAGAAGUGGAACCAGGAUACUCUGGCCAGCCAUCAAGCAGCAGAGGAAUCACGUCGCAAAAAGGAGCAGUUGCUGGCUAAGAUGCGUGAGAUAGAUCGACAGAACCAGGGAGCCCAGGACACUAUGUUUUCUGAGUCUAGUCCCUCUGUAUCCAAUGGGGGUACUAGUAACCAUUACACUCCUAUUCUUCCUGAGCAGAAGAACUCGAUUUUUAACCUCACAGAAUCAGGGGAAUCAGCCAGUUUGUGUGGUGGUGGUGCUGGAAGCAGGGAAGGUGGAAAGAGAAGAUCUGGCAUUGAGGGGGGAGCUGUUACAACAGGAGUGGGGAGAAGGGCACUACGGUCCCAAAUCUCCAGUGAUGACUUGGCAUUCGGAAGUUAUGCACCUUCUUUCGGAAAUUCAGCUUCCCGAGGUUCCCCAGGCUUCCCUCCACCUCCGUCUGCAGCAGACAGGGACUCAGCAUUAGAAGCGAUUGGUGUUUUUAGUCUGAGAGGGAUGGAGACGGAGAAAGAGAGGGAAACGGAAAGAGGAGUGGAGAAAGACAGGAAAUCUAGCCUCAUGCAGCAGCUGUUUGGUGCUCUAGCAACAUCCCCUGGUGACAAUGUGAGCACUACCAAUAAAAUGGAGCUCCUCAACAGUCCUCCAACUAUCAAUGGAGUACGUUCAAGAAGAGAAGCGCUGCUCAGCUUCAACUCAGGGUCUUCCACUCCUCCAGCAUCCUCCCUGAACACCUUACACAUCACAGACAGUAGACCUGCCAUCCGUGCCAUCACCUCUUUUGAUGAUGACAUAGAGGAACUUACUUUAUGAACUUUAUUUAGAUUUAGUAGUAGUAGUUUCACAGCAGAUGAGGUGAUUUCCAAAAUAUAAGUAACUGAGUAACAUGGUUUAUGUGCAAACACUAUUUAUUACCCAAUAAAAAUGUCAACAUUAUCAACGGAAGCAAACAUAGAAGAGAAAAUAUAUAAAUGAUAUAAAGUAGGAUUAAAACUGUGUUAUUAUCUUUUUAAUGUUUCAUUGUGUAGAUAAAAACUUGCAUGUGUGUAGACACAUGUCUGACAAAGGUAGUUGUCACAGUGUUGCUGAAACUGGUAAUGUAGGAUUGUUGAUCCUUUAAUCUGUUGUAACACUAGUUGAACUUAUAAGUGUUGUUGACUGGUUGCACUUGUUAAAUUUCCUCAGGUUCCAUUCCAGUUUUUCUGGUAGUAUAUGAAUCGUAGGUUAUCUGACGAAAAGAAUGAUAGCAAAGCCACACCAGCUAACCUCUGGAAUUAUCAAUUCCAAACCAAAGCGUGGGCAAUAUAGUCAUUUUUUAGUGCAAGUCACAUUUCUUUGCAUUUUACAUUUCAGCACUUUGCCAUGCUUUUUUAAAACAAUAAUAGUUUGGAAUUCGGGCGUACAGUCCAUGCCAUAGGAAUGUACUCCACCACAAAGCAAUAUGACAAUCACAGUAUGUUUACUGAAUGUCUGAUAAUUAUAUAAAAUGGCUUAUAUUUAUUUAUAUUUGCAGGUUUCUGGAAUAUUAUCUUGACACUUACUAAAUGCCCUUGUUAUUGACCAUGCUAAUGGCCUAUAAUCUAAUGUUGCUAAAUAAUAAACAUAAGCUCAGUGAAAGUUUAGAAGUAGUAUGUUGUAUUUUGACAAAAAAACAAAAAAACAAAAAACAACACACCUGACUUGAAGGUAUCGGGUGAUACCUUGAUAUCAGGGAAAUAUCAAUAGUCCCUGUCCCCUGCGCUCAUAUGCCUCACA
Scatophagus argus is the source of this 4305-nucleotide messenger RNA. It is a transcript of the gene lca5, whose product is annotated as lebercilin LCA5. The record is from RefSeq and is a predicted model, not a curated record. The coding region runs from base 949 to 3363 and encodes 804 amino acids. Gene Ontology annotation, cellular component: axoneme. Gene Ontology annotation, biological process: intraciliary transport. The transcript is spliced from 9 exons. Lineage: Eukaryota; Metazoa; Chordata; Actinopteri; Scatophagidae.